CGGGGCGAGUAAGAAGACUGGACGAGGGGACCGUUCAGCUGCCCAAAGCACUCGCUACGGUGGACCUGGCCGGCGCCCUGGACCUCUCGCGCUUCCCGUCCGCUCCCCGCGCCUGCACAGCCAGGUAAUGAGGCCGCUCGGAGAGGGACUCUGGUUCUGCUAGGCGGACCCACAAACCCGGAAAAGCGCGCGGCACAUCUCAGAGUUAGAUCCCUCCGGACACCGGACCCCCGGGCUGGCGCGGCCGGCAUGUCGGAUGCGCGGAAGGGGCCGGACGAGGUGGACGACAGCCAGUGCGACUCCGGCAUAGAGUCGCUGCGCUCUCUGCGCUCCUUGCCCGAGCCUACCGCGGCCCCAGUGUCCGGAUCAUCGCACAGCAGCUGCCCACAGCCUUGGAGCCAUCCUCCGGAGACGAACAAGGAACCAGGGGAGAAGGAAGAUGAGGAUGGAGAGCGGGCUGACUCCACCUAUGCCUCUUCCUCUCUCACCGAGUCCUUGCCCUUGCUGGAGAGACCCGAAUCCGAGGAGCCAAGCCCGGCCUCAGGCUCACCGCUGCCGGCCGCGGGAGUGCUGAGCCCUCAGCAACUCGAAGCGCUCACCUACAUCUCUGAGGAUGGAGACACGCUGCUCCACCUGGCAGUAAUUCAUGAAGCCCCAUCGGUGCUGUUCUGUUGCUUGGCUUUCCUGCCCCAAGAAGUUCUGGACAUACAGAACAACCUUUAUCAGACAGCACUCCAUCUAGCUGUUCAUCUGGACCAGCCAGAUAUAGUUCGGGCACUCGUGCUGAAAGGAGCCAGCCGGAUACUACAAGACCAGCAUGGUGACACAGCCCUGCAUGUAGCCUGUCAGCGCCAGAAUCUGGCCUGUGCAUGCUGCCUGCUGGAGGAGCAGCCAGAGCCAGGCAGAGAGCCAGCCCAUCCCCUGGACCUCCAAAUGAAGAACUGGCAAGGUCUGGCCUGUCUCCACAUCGCCACAUUGCAGAGGAACCAACCACUCAUACAACUGCUGCUUCAGAACGGAGCUGACAUUGAUGCACAGGAGGGCACCAGCGGGAAGACUGCACUGCACCUGGCUGUGGAAACCCAGGAGCGAAGCCUGGUGCAGUUCCUGCUCCAGGCUGGUGCCCGGGUAGAUGCCCGAAUGCUCAACGGGUGCACACCUUUACACCUGGCAGCUGGCCGGGGCCUCAACAGCAUCUCAUCCACUCUGUGUGAAGCUGGUGCCGACUGCCUGCUGCUGAACGUAGAAGACGAGACGCCCCAGGACCUGGCCGAGGAUCUCCUUUCUUAUUUGCCCUUCGAUGACCUGAAAAUCUCUGGAAAGCCACUGCUGUGUACCGACUGAAGCCAGGGCGGGCCCCCACCUCUUCCCACCUGGGAGCUGGGGCCACAGCUGCUGCGGUUGGCACCCACACAAUGUGCCCCUCUGCCAAAGCAGGGCCUGGGGACCGUGUGGUCCUACAGUGAGAUGAAGGGCUGCAAACAAACGAGGAAGAGUCGGUCUGGAAGGAAGAGCUUCCUAGGCAGACUGGAUAGAGAUGCCUGAAAGAACCUCAAAACCCCGGGUGUCUUGAAGGGAGCCUCCUUGCUUCUGUUGAAGACAGCAUGGGCUGAAUUUGCCAACCACCAGGAAAACAGGGAUGAGCAAGCCAGACCCUGAGGGCUCUUCCCUAAACCACCUGUGUGAGUGUGCUUGGCACUGGGGGUAGAGCCCAGAGCCUCCCCAGUGGUAGGCAAGCUCACUGUCCUGCAGCUCUAGCCACAGCUCUCCUUUCCCUUUUUCUUUUGUGGUGACUGAUUUGCCUGAGAUGGCCUGGGACCCACUCCAUAGUUCAGCCAGUCUCUGAACUUGGAUCCUUCUGUCUCAGCCUCCUGAGUAGCUGGGAUGAUAUAUCUGGCGGCAGUGGGCCUGGAAAAACACACUCAUCUAAAGACUUCAUAUGUAAGGCUCCAAACUGAGCCUUUGGAAAGGGAGAAUUCUAUAAUAUGACACUAAAAUGGAAGAGAGAAAAAAAAAAAAAAGUAGUUUUCCUUCUACAGUUGUUAGUACAGGCAGGCCUGAACUGUGACCCAAAGGUAAAGGCAGAGAGAAAAAACUGGCCCCUGAGUACAGGGAGUAGGGCAUUGCUGGGAGGGUAGGAGGACUGAGAAUUCUCAGGCCAGUUUCCUGCCAGCACAGACCCAUCACCUUCCAGUGGAAAUGCCCAGGGAUGGAGAGUGAGAAAGAGGAAUAUGGAAACCUGUGUCCCUGGAGAAGCUUGUGGACAUUGAACCCAAGAGAGCUGCAAUUCUAUUUCUUUCCCUGUUAGAUUCCACACAAUGAGGGCCCUGCUAGGUCAGGCCCAUGACUGGCAUGAAGACCAGGAAAAAAUAACAACGCUUAGCGCUAAGUAAACGCAUUCUGUGAGUGAGACAGAUAUUAAAAUAAUACAC
Messenger RNA from Psammomys obesus (fat sand rat), 2432 nucleotides. It is a transcript of the gene Nfkbie, whose product is annotated as NFKB inhibitor epsilon. The transcript is spliced from 6 exons. Bases 250 to 1344 code for a protein of 364 amino acids. NCBI's taxonomy places the organism in Eukaryota, Metazoa, Chordata, Mammalia, Rodentia, Muridae. Gene Ontology annotation, biological process: cellular response to lipopolysaccharide; signal transduction. Gene Ontology annotation, cellular component: cytosol. Gene Ontology annotation, molecular function: protein binding. The record is from RefSeq and is a predicted model, not a curated record.